AUGAAGAUCUGCAUUUUCUUUACACUCCUGGGAAGUGUUGCUGCUCUCCCUACUGAGGAUAAUGAUGAUAGAAUUGUUGGGGGCUACACUUGUCAGGAGCAUUCUGUCCCCUACCAGGUGUCACUGAAUACUGGAUCUCACAUAUGUGGGGGAUCUCUUAUCACUGACCAAUGGGUACUGUCUGCUGCUCAUUGCUAUCAUCCCAAACUACAGGUGCGUCUUGGAGAACAUAACAUUCAUGAAAUUGAAGGUACUGAGCAGUUCAUUGAUGCAGCCAAGAUGAUACCCCAUCCUGAUUAUUCUAUAUGGACUGCUGAUAAUGACAUCAUGCUGAUUAAGUUGAAGUCACCAGCUACCCUCAACUCUAAAGUAUCUACGGUCCCUCUGUCACAGUCCUGUCCAUCAGCUGGUACUGAGUGCGUUGUGUCUGGCUGGGGCGCUCUGAAAUUUGGCUUCGAGGGUCCUUCUGUUCUCCAGUGUCUGGAUGCUCCAGUCCUGUCUGACUCUGUUUGUCACAAGGCCUACCCACGUCAGAUCACUAACAACAUGUUCUGUCUAGGCUUCCUGGAAGGUGGAAAGGACUCCUGCCAGUAUGACUCUGGUGGCCCUGUGGUCUGCAAUGGAAAAGUCCAGGGUAUUGUUUCCUGGGGUGACGGCUGUGCUUUUGAAGGGAAGCCUGGUGUCUACACCAAAGUCUGCAACUACCUGAACUGGAUUAAUCAGACCAUUGCUGAAAACUAA
Molecule: messenger RNA, 741 nt
Organism: Mastomys coucha (southern multimammate mouse)
Lineage: Eukaryota; Metazoa; Chordata; Mammalia; Rodentia; Muridae
Product: trypsin V-A
Exons: 5
Coding region: 1-741 (246 amino acids)
Biological process (GO): proteolysis
Molecular function (GO): serine-type endopeptidase activity
Source: RefSeq, a predicted model, not a curated record